CUGCCAAGUCAGUCGUUUGUCCUUGGCUCAUUCAGAGCUAACCUUCAGAAAAGAAAUACAUAAAUUGCAGAAAAGCUGACAUCAACUCCUCCAAGUUCCUUACAAUUCUUCCCAUCCAAAGCCGCUCUCCUUCCAAACACUCACUGAUAUCCAGAAAUAAUGGCUUCACAGGCUGGAAUCUUGAAAAGGAUUAUCGGAAAUACCAAGUCCAACUCUUUUCUUUACAAUGCAAUCAUUCCCUUCUCCACGGCUCCUCCUUCUGCUGCUACAGCGACUGCUAUCGAUCCUCCUCCACCACAGCUCCCUCCGUUCAAUUAUGAGCCCAAACCGUACAAAGGUCCAUUAGCUGAUGAGAUUCUCAGCAAACGAAAGAAGUUUCUUGGUCCUUCUCUCUUUUACUACUACCAAAAACCUUUGAAUAUCGUUGAAGGAAAGAUGCAAUAUUUGUUUGAUGAAAGUGGGAGGAGGUAUUUGGAUGCAUUUUCUGGAAGGACAGUGUCAUGUGGGCAUAGCCAUCCUGAUGUUUUGAAUGCUACUUCAGAACAAAGCAAGCUUCUUCAGCAUGCUACUACAAUUUAUUUGCAUCAUGCUAUUGCUGAUUCUGCUGAUUUAGCUGCCAAGAUGCCUGGAAAUCUUAAGGUUGUAUAUUUUGUAAAUUCUGGCUCGGAAGCAAAUGAAUUAGCAAUGCUGAUGGCCAGACUGUAUAGUGGUAACCUUGAAAUGAUUUCUUUGAGAAAUGCAUAUCAUGGUGGAAGUUCUAGUACAAUUGGAUUAACUGCUUUACACACUUGGAAGUACCCUAUACCGCAGGGAGAAAUUCAUCAUGUUAUUAACCCAGAUCCAUAUCGAGGGAUCUUUGGUUCUGAUCCCUCUGGAUAUGCCAAAGAUGUGCAAGAUCACAUUGAAUAUGGUACUUCAGGAAGAGUUGCUGGAUUUAUAGCUGAAACAAUUCAGGGAGUUGGAGGAGCAGUUGAAUUGGCCCCUGGAUACUUGAAAAUGGUUUAUGACAUUGUACGCAAGGCUGGUGGUGUCUGCAUUGCUGAUGAAGUUCAAACUGGAUUUGGUCGCACAGGAAGCCAUUAUUGGGGUUUUGAGACACAAGGUGUCAUUCCUGACAUUGUUACUAUGGCCAAGGGUAUUGGCAAUGGUUUACCAUUAGGAGCAGUGGUGACAACACCAGAAAUAGCAAAUGUGAUGGCUCAGAAAAUUCAAUUUAAUACUUUUGGUGGGAAUCCUGUCUGUUCUGCUGGUGGACAUGCGGUGCUGAGAGUUAUUGACAAAGAGAAGCGUCAAGAACAUUGUGCCAAUGUUGGUUCCCACUUGAUUAGCCGCUUGAGAGACCUUCAGCAGAAACAUGACAUCAUUGGAGAUGUAAGAGGGAGGGGUUUAAUGGUGGGGGUAGAACUUGUGACUGACAGGAAGGAGAAGACACCUGCUAAGGCAGAAACUGCUGUUCUGUUUGAGAAACUUAGAGAGCUAGGUAUUCUAGUUGGGAAAGGUGGACUGCAUGGGAAUGUUUUUCGAGUAAAGCCACCGAUGUGUUUCUCCAAAGACGAUGCAGAUUUUCUUGUGGAUGCGUUGGACUAUUCCAUGUCAAAGCUGUGAGGAUCAAAAUCUGAGAUUAAGAUGAUUGUGUAAUACUCAAAACCUUUUGGCACUGAGUGCCUCAUCUCAAAUGUCACUUUCAAUAAUAUGAAGAAAAUUCCUAAAGUUAUGAGCUCA
Molecule: messenger RNA, 1722 nt
Organism: Ricinus communis (castor bean)
Lineage: Eukaryota; Viridiplantae; Streptophyta; Magnoliopsida; Malpighiales; Euphorbiaceae
Product: alanine--glyoxylate aminotransferase 2 homolog 1, mitochondrial
Biological process (GO): glyoxylate catabolic process
Cellular component (GO): mitochondrion
Molecular function (GO): L-alanine:glyoxylate transaminase activity; pyridoxal phosphate binding
Source: RefSeq, a predicted model, not a curated record